GUCUGACUGAGCACCUGCCUCCAGUUAAACCUGAUGAGGUGCUCUCAGUGUGUUUAAGUGCGUCAACAGGCUAUAUGCUGCUGAAUUAAGUCACUUCAUAGCAGAAAUAUCCUUUAAACAAUAGUAUACACAGAGAGAGGCUGUACAAAUCUCUCUUACUAGAAGACAACUUUAGCUGAAAGGGGAUCAGCACACUUUUAAGGGACAUUUUGGAGCCAAGAAUGAGAUUAUUGAUCUGACCUUUGAAGGAGGAGACAAUAUGCAGUCAGUCGAUAUGGACAUCACCGGUGAAGUUUCUCCUUCCAGCUCUUCAUCCCAGCUGGUAUUUUUUUUUCUUUAUCUUUUUGGCUUCACAUCAGACUCUCACUUUGAGAGGUCACACUUUCAUUCAUUCAUUUAUUUUAUUUUGUUGGUUUUGGAGAGGUUCUCAUGCAGACAUUUUUGACUUAUAAAUAACAAGAUACAGCCAGCUCCUCUCUUUUAAGGUGUAUUUGGUGGUCUGAUUGUUGGUCUUUGUUUGCAGAUUGAAGCUCCAGGUGUUGCAGAGCAGCAGACCAUGAGAGUUUACCUCAGAGUCAGGCCUUUCUCCAAGGAAGAACUCUCUGAAAAAGAGGAUCAGGUUCAGAAGAUGAUACUUGGUCCAUAAUCAAAGCUGCUAUUAUUCACAACAUGACAUAUAAUUUCAUGACACUUACCAUUUUACUGUAUAUGGCAAGAUGAUGUGACAUGGCUCCCCCAUACUUAUUUUAGGUUAUAACUUAUUCAAAACAUUAAUGGGGGGCUAAGGCUGUACUCAUGGAAGUCCAUUACUAAGUUUGUCAUUCAGCUGCAUAGAGUUGUCAGGGGGGGGGGGGGAUAAAAAGAGACUGAUGGUCAACAUCUGGGGGACCCCUCAUGAGAGUGCAGCACAAGAGGAGGAGGCAUUUCUAAGCACGAUAAAAAGACCUGUUUGACAGACAAGAAAUAAACCAGUUCACCUCCACAUCACUAAUUCCAGCAGAGUAUUUUACACCAAAACAUGUUCAUCUUUGCAUUUAGCUAAAUGUAAAGUACAUCAGGAGACUUGCAACACAUCCAAUACUGACAACUUUAUUUGAGCAAUUUGACAGAAAUCGCUGAUAAAAAAGAGAGAAAAAUCUAAAAUGGGUCCUAAGAUGCUUGAAACACCACCCAUCGUCCAACCCCCACACUCAGACAAGUUGAAUGAAACUCAAACAUGCUUCUCCAAUCUUUUUCAGUGUUGUGCAUAAACAUUAAUGCAGCAUUCAGUUUGCUUCACAGUGAUGCUUUUUAACUUGAGGUUUUGCUCACCACAAAAGUUGUCUUUCAUGUCAAUUGCUUAUUCAUUUUUGCACAUUUUUUUUCAUUCAGGGGUGUGUCCUGAUAGAAAACAGCCAGACGGUGACCCUGAAUGCACCAAAAGGUUCUGCCACCCUGAAAAGCAGCGAGAAAGGCAUUGGCUUGUCAAUCCAUAAAUUCUCCUUCUCACAGGUUGGAAAAAUCAGCAACUGUGGUGUUCUUUUCCAAGCUGAUGAGACAUUUAUGAAAUCCUUUUUCCCACUGACACAUCUUUUUUUGGCAACAGAUUUUUGGUCCAGACACCACUCAGUCCAAGCUGUUUGAGGACACCGUUAAAGGCCAACUGUCUAAUUUCUUGGAUGGAGAAACUGCUGUUAUAUUCAGCUAUGGAGUCACCAAUGCUGGAAAAACCUACACAAUCCAAGGUAAAUAAGCAAAACAACAAUGCUCAUGAAGUUUUCCUGCAGGUCCGAGUGUUUUUUUAUGUUUCAGGGAGUCAGAAAGAACCAGGAAUCCUCCCUCGAGUGCUGGAUGCCACUUUUCACUACAUUAGCAGCCGUCAGUAUAAAGGAAUGGACAUGAAACCUCACCUCAGGAAUGAUGUACAACACCUAAAUCCUGACCAAGUGAAGCAAGAGAGGAGUGCUAAAGCAGCUGUUUUUGCUUCAGUCAGAGAUGUGAGAUAAGUUCAUCCUCAACUCAGUCAAGUGUCAGCCAAGCAGCUGAAGAAACAGCCCUGUUUCUACAUUUGUCCAAUUUAACAGUCACAUUAGAUGAUUAAAUUGACCGUUAAAAGUCAGCAGGAUGAGGUUUGAUGUCAAAUGUCCCCACUUAAGCGUUUAGAAGACAAGAAAAGCAAGGACUGCUCAGUCCACAAGUGGGCGCUGUAUUUGACAUUGAGUGGGCUGAUAGGGAUGCCCUGUUUAGUAAUACAAUUCUUGUACCAUGGCAUCCAUUCAUUGGGGUUAUUGUAAGGUCAGUCGAUCAUAUAUAAAGCUUUUGAUUGGUCAACACACCAUAAUAAAGAUGUGAGCCUUUGAUUUGCAUAAUUGGCAACAAUAGACAUACCACUAUUUUUCUAGUAUUGUCACAUAAAUCAUCUCAGAUUAUGUUUGUUUGAGAGGGAUUGGGUUCAGAUACUUUCUGAAAAUUUACUGAUUGUCUCCAUGGGGGUAGAAAAGCCCCUGGAUGACAGAAACACCAUUCAACGCUGUAAAGCUGCAGGUCUCAUGAAGCCAGUGCAUUUUACCCUAAGCCAGUUACACAGUUUUAAUUGCAGAGCUGAUACGGUAAACACAAGAAAACUUGCUGACCAUGACAGCAUUUUGGGCUGCCCUCAUCUUCUGUUUGCCAUGAUGACUUCCUUGGCUGCUGUUAUGGUUUUGUGAUACAAGGAACAAUCAGCUUGUAGGAGCUCCAGCUUGUGUCAAAGGAUGUCUAGUCAAGGUUUCUUUUUCCAUGUGUUUCCUUUGUUCACAGACUGACAUAGAAACCUGACGAGCAAGAGUUAAGUUGGGACUUUGUAAGGGAGAUUUGUUUGCUGAACUUGUAAGGAGUUAACUUUUUAGUUCAAGCUUAAUUGCUGUUGGAUAGCUGCUACACAUGAUCAGGAUUGCAUUAAGGCAAUCGUCCCCAUAUUUGCCCUACACCCCGACAACGGAAACCAACACCCUUCUGACACUAAAACUUUGUCCCUCAGCUAAAAGUAAAAGAUUUUGCUGCUCAGAUGUUUCCUGUAAAUAGGAAUUAAAUUGCAGUCUGCUUCUGAAGCUUUGAAAUGAUCUAUUUUCUUCUGAAGCUUUGACACAAUCUAUUUUCUGUCCCUGAGCAGGAAUGUGAUUCUCUCAGAGCCAGUGGAUGCUCAGACUUCGACUCCUGCUCCAGCUCUGCUCUCUCAUCCUGCGACCAACAUAAUGGUACUCCUUAAUAAUAAAAAAAUAGGAUUUUCAGUGUCUUGCAUGUUAAGUGCUUUAAUUUUCCAAGUUUACAGAAGAACUUCUUUAUUAGGAAUAAUGAAUGACACCACUUUUUUCCUCCUAAUUUCUCUUCUCCUGCUCCUCUGUGCUUGUACUCUUUAAUGGCAGCGAGCGACCAGUCAGACUGCAGUCAGUUUGCUUUGUGGGUUGCAUUCUUUGAAAUCUACAAUGAGUGUGUGUAUGACCUGCUUCAAACUUCGCUGUACUCCAAAUCUAAGAAACGUGCUUCUCUCAGAGUGUGUGACGACGGGGCUGGAAAUGCUUACAUUAAAGGUGAGCACAUCACUUCACCAUAUUCUCUGAUCUCAUGAGAAACAAAUCAGGAACUGUUGGUGCUGCUGGGGGGCCUAAAGUCAGGAAUUAAAACCAUGAUGUUUGGAUUUGACUUCAGAUCUGAGGUGGAUUAACAUCCAGACUCUGAGUGAAGCCAGCAGACUACUUCAGUUUGGAAACAGGAACAGAAGCGCUGCAGCCACUAAGAUGAACCAGUCAUCCAGCAGAAGGUCAAUUCAUUUCUGUACUCUUUUAAAUCUUAAUUUCAACAUUUUACUGCUUGAAACUCACUCUUUGUUCUUUACAGCCACAGCAUAUUCACCAUGAAGUUACUGAAAAUUGAUGGCAGCUCAGUCAAAAGAAUCUCAGAGUUUGUAUCAUGCAUGAUUUCAUCAAAUACUGACUUGUGUUUGUUUGUAUCCCAGUUUUUUUCUCUGACUGGUGUGAAAUAUUUGCACAUUGGGUUGAUUUUUGUCAUGUUAAUGCUCUGCACAAACUUUAACAUGAAACCAUAACAUCUCUCAGAGCUAAACUUGAAAAUCUUCUUGCACUUAACCUCUGAAGAUCCAUUAGUCUUACAUUUAAUACAUAUUUAUCAGUCCCUGCAGGGCCAGACCGGGAGAAUGCACUUAGUCUCGUUCCAAGAGUGACUAUCAAUCUGUCUCCAUGUAUGAGCUGUUACUGUGAAAACACCACAUUACUCACGCUAUCAAAGACAUACAGGAGAUUAAGUCUACUUCUUUAAAAUAAGAGCGCUCAAAAAUCUUACAGUGCAAGUUCUUGAAGAAGAGAAAAGACUGCAUGUUUAGCCAGCGGGUCAGUUAUGAGGCCAGGCCACCGGGAAACAUCCCUGGUGCUCCUUGUGGCCAGUCUGGCUCUGAAUCUCUGGUGAGGGUGUUCCUGACUUCUGUUUUGAGGUUUUCUCUGUGUGACCUGGCCGGCUCAGAAAGAUGCAACAAAACAAAUACCUUGGGAGAGCGACUGAAGGAGGCAGGAAACAUCAAUACCUCCCUCCUCAUUUUGGGGAAGUGCAUUACUGCACUCCGCAACAGUCAGACAGACAGGUACAGGUGGACAUAUGUGUAAGGUGUUUGUCACCAGCUGUGGAAAUGUGUGUGGGUGACUUCUAUUUUUCUGUAUUUUCCAUCAGAAUGAAGAACGGCUACAUUCCUUUCAGAGAGAGUAAACUCACCAAGCUCUUUCAGUCCGUAUUCUGUGGUAAAGGACGGGCUGCAAUGAUCGUCAACAUUAACCAGUGUGCCUCUACCUACGACGAGACUCUGCAUGUGAUGAAAUUCUCUGCUGUGGCCAAACAGGUCUGAGUCUGAGUGCGGGAUGGCUGUGGAGAAGAUGCUAAAUCUGUUUCUUUUCUCAUCUCUUCUGAUGUUUCAUCUGCAGGUGCUUCAGGUGAUCCCAGACAAACACCUGGAAUCUCUGGCUCUUUGUUUGGUCAGUCAUGAUGGAAAGCCUCUGGUGAAGAAUGGGGUGAUUGCCAGCCAAGCCCUGGAGAGCUACCUGUCUGAAGAGGAGUUGCUGAAUGAGGAAGAUGAGGCUGACAUGACUCUGCUGCCUCAGAAUGUAAAGCUUUUACUUUUACAUCAUACUAAGACACAUUUUAUGAUUUUCUCUGAUGUAGUACAAUCACAAUUUUGAAAUUCCCCUUUUUUGCCUGGGGCUCCAAGCAUACAGAGAGACCGCACCGCAUGUAUGUAUAUGUGUGUCUGUCUGUCUGUUUAUCUAGCUAGCUAUCACUCUCUUUCAAUCACAAAGUACAGUUGUUCAUUUAAUUGACAGGAAGAUGUUUGAAUUUUACUCUUAUAGGAGCUUGUGGGUAUGAUUGAGGGCCUGCGAAUUAAACUGUUAGUUGAGCGAAGAAGAAAUCUGGUCCAAGAAAUGGAGAUUCGUAAGGAAAUGGGGGAUGCCAUGUUACAGCAGCUCAUGGAGAGCGAAGAACUCCGCAGGUAACUCCAGUUUUUCUUUGCUUAAGAAAGUUGGUCAUUUUCUUACCCACUGAUUUCCUUUUUUGAUAUUUCUUCUUAAUAGUGGUCCUUAAUAUUUAAAUCUUAUGUUUGUAAUCAUAUUGGUAAAGUACAUUCUUGAAAUCUAAAUGAAAUUUUAGUUGUGAGGUAAAAAUGGCUUCUGUUGGAUGUUAAUGAUGGACGAGAGGUUGCUGCAAGACUGGUCUCUCCGUAUUAUCUUUAAUUUUUGUCAUUUUUGCGAGAUUUUUUUUCAUAUUUUUGUUGUCAUUUUGUUGGCUGCUGAUGGAUACUUCUGCUGGGCGAAGAGUGUACUUGAGAGGAGCUCCUUUCAUAGAGGACAAGCAAAUCUGGACAACAACAUACAAUUCCAGAGGACAUCAGGAGGUGUUAUCGUGGUUGCCAUGCUGGUGAAAAGGUGAAGGCAAAGCUGAAUGCUAGGAGGUGGUGAUAUUGACCCUUUCUUCCAUCAAUCAUCAUGGGAAACAUCAACUCCCUGCCCAAUAAAAGCAAUGAGCUGGAGAUCUUGGUGAAGCCUGAGAAAUCAUAGUGUGAGUGCAGUUUCCUGUGUUUUACUGAAACCUGGUUGAAUCAAAACAACUCUGACUCCAGUGUGGAUCUACCUGGCUUCACUCUUAUAAGGUCAGACAGAGAUGCUCAAGCUAGUGGCAAGAAGAAAGGAGGAGGUCUGGCUUUAUUUGUCAACCAGAGAUGGUGUAACCCUUCACACAUAACUGUCAAGGAGAAGUUGUGUUGUCCAGAUAUUGAACUGUUGGCAGUUGCUCUUCGGCCAUAUUAUGUAUCAAGAGAAUUUAGUCAUAACAUAACAAUAGUUGUUUACAUUCCACCCAAAUCAACUGAAGAAAUUCCGUGCAAUGUUUUGCAAAAUAGUGUUGCCAGGCUACAGACUCAACACCCUGAGGCACUAAUAAUAAUAUCAGGAGAUUUCAACCAUGUCACCCUCUCCUCUCACCUGACUGGAUUCACACAGUUUGUGAACUGUCCUACCAGAAAACAAGACCCUGGAUCUCCUGUAUGCCAAUGUCAAAGAAACCCACAGAGCCACUGCCUUACCACCACUGGGCAAGUCAGAUCAUAGCUUGGUCUAUCUGCAAACCUGUUAUAGACCUGUACUGAGGAAAGAGCUGAUGAACUCAACCUGUUCUUCAACAGAUUUGACACUGCUGUCACACCCACUCCCACUGCUACUCCACCUUCCUCUCCUUAACAAAUCUCCACUACAACUUCUCCCCUUCCUCCUCCAUCUCGUUCAAAUGUCUCAACCACUUCAACUGCCACCCUCCUAGAACACCAAUCCUUGUCUGUCACCAAAACAGGGGUGAGGAUGGAGCUUGGGAGACUUUGCCCUGGGAAGGCAGCUGGUCCUGAUGGUGUGUGUCCAAGACUGCUUAGAGACUGUGCUGCAGAACUGUGUCAACCUCUCCACAGGAUCUUCAACCGGAGUCUACACCAGGGCGGGAACCUGCUCUGUGGAAAACAUCCUGCAUUGUGCCAGUACCAAAAACAAAAUGUCCUGCUGAACUCAAUGACUACAGACCAGUGGCCCUCACUUCACACAUCAUGAAAACCCUGGAGCGGCUGAUUCUACACCUUCUGAGGUUGGAGACAAACUGGAUUCCCUGCAGUUUGCAUACAAAGAACACAUUGGAGUGGAUGAUGCUGUCCUCUAUAUGCUUCACCGUACCCUGUCUCAUCUGGAGGAACCGGGGGUUUAUGGGAGGAUCAUGUACUUCGACUUUACAAGUGUAUUCAACACCAUCCAACCCACCAUACUCAAAGACAAGCUCACAGAGAUGGGAGUGGAUCCUUCCUGUAUUUCCUGGAUCGCAGAUUACCUGACAGGAAGGCCACAGUUUGUCAGGCUAAGGAACUGUGUUUCUGGGACAUUAAUGAGCAGUACAGUGGCUCCACAAGGGACAGUGUUGGCGCCAUUCCUGUUCACACUGUAUAUGUCAGACUUCAAAUACAGUACUGAGUCCUGCCACAUCCAGAAAUACUCAGAUGACACCGCCAUUGUGGCAUGUAGAAGAAAUGGUCAAGAAGCUGAAUACAGAGAUCUGAUAAGAGCCUUCAGUGAUUGGAGUCACAAAAACUGCCUCCUCCUCAACACCUCAAAGACAAAGGAGAUGGUCAUAGACUUCCAUAGAUCCAAAACCCCUCUUCAGCCAGUGAACACCUGUGGAGUGGACAUCGAAGUGGUGACAUCAUAUAAAUACCUAGGUGUACAUCUGGAUAAUAAGUUGGACUGGUCUAAGAAUAUAGGCUACAUCUACAGAAAGGGGCAGAGACGCAUCUUUUACUUGAUAAGACUCCGAUCAAUAGACAUCUGUAGUAAGAUGCUGCAGAUUUUUUAUCAGUCUGUGGUGGCAAGUGUUCUGUUCUAUGCUGCAGUGUGCUGGGGAGGAAGCAUCAAACACAAAGAUGCAAGACGUCUUAACAAACUGGUGAAAAAGGCUGGCUCUGUGGUUGGAUUCAGUUCAGCUGGACUCAGUGGAGGAUGUGGUGGAGAGAUCUACACUGAGGAAGGUGGAGUCUAUUCUAAAGUACAUGGAUCACCCACUUCACAACACCUUGAUGGACCAAAUGGUGGUGGACGGCUCCUCUCUCUUCACUGCAGGACAGAAAGAUUCAGAAGAUCUUUUGUACCAACAGCCAUCAGACUUUAUUCCUCUUGUGUAAAUAGUAGAUAACUGUAAAUAGAUAACUUUUAGAGACCUGUCAUGUGAGACAACAGGCAAUUGAAUUUACCUUUGGGGAUUAAUAAAGUUCUUCAGUCAACAGAUAGAAGAGCUGAAGGAGAGUUACCAGGAGAAGCUGGAGAACACUUUUGAGAUGUACAAAGACGCAAUCAAAGAGCAUGCUUACCAGAGCGCCAUGAACAACUUGGAAGAUGAUUAUGUGCCUCUGGACGAGUUCCUCAGAGAGCAGGAGAAAGUGGAGGUUUGUCAUCUGAGCAAAUCUAAACCUUAAGUUUUGAAGUUUUUACGCACUGUAGGAAAUUAAAUCCACUCCUUCUUUCACAUUUGACACAAAAACUGUUCAACCAUUAGUUCACACAGUCUCUCACAGAGUGGUGAACUUCUUCCCAUCUUUCCCUGUAAGACAUUUGUCCUCUGUGUGCUCUUUUCUUUUCACAUCAUGCUAAAGAAUUUGACCCUUACCUUAUUUUUACUUUGCUUCAACUUGAGUCUCUUCUUGACUUUGCAGGCCCUCAAGCAUAAAGUGUCAGAGUUGGAGAACUUAAUGUCGACCAGUGUUGACCAUCUGCUGUGUACCACUCAGCCACAGAAAGGGAUGGAUUCAGCAGGUUGGCUCACUGUCCGUGUGAUGUUUUUUAUUUUUGUUUGUUUGUUUUACCCAUUUUAUUUUCUUCUUGAAGUUUCUUAUUUGCAUUUUCUGUUCAGUGUAGCAUGUAUUUGUUCUUUUCAUACUCUACACUCCUGCAUCUACAUUUCUGCUGAAUUUUGUGGUCAUGCAGCUCACUCCAUCCAGACUGCAGAUGAUCGAUGCAACCAACUAUUUAGAGAAAAAAAUGCCACAGAGAGGAUGUGUGAGGAUAAACAGAAGGUAACAACUACAAACAUUAGAUCCUGCAUCAGUGAUACUUGUUUUAUAACUGACUUGGUUUUCUAUUUGAUGUUUGGUUCAGCUGAUGGAGCUCAGUGACACUCUGCAGAAAGUCAGAGAGAGUUUCCUGGAGAAAUCAGCUGAUGUGGAGGCUCUGCAGAGGAAGGUUGAUGAUCAGGUGAGUAAGAGGGACUGAAAAACUUGUGACCCCAAAAUGGCAAAAAUGUGGGACUCACCAGUCUUGGAGGAUGUUCAUUCAGUUUAAUUAUGCAGAAAAGCUGAUCACAGCCAUGACACAGUACUGAAGUCUUUUAAAAUGGCAACUUUCUGGCUUUAAGAAAUCAUAACAUAAAGCAAGAAAAAAAUGUGGUAACAGUUUCUUCUUUAGAAUAAGCAGAGGGAAAUAAAAAUGCCAUUGCAAAUAACAGACAGACAAAAACCCUACUACACACCACAAGUACCUUGUUGCAUCACCUUUGGCUUCUCUUACAGCUUGCAGUCUCUGAUGCAUGGGCUUUACAGGUGACAAAUGGUACUCUCCAUCAUUCUGGUUCCAACUUUCUCUGAUCACUGUUGACAGAUCAGCUUUGCUGUUUACAGAUCAGCUUUGCAGGUUGGAAACUUGUCACGGGCCAUUUUCUUUAAUUUCCACCACAGAUUUUCAAUUUGAUUGAGAUCUGGACUAUUUGCAGGCCAUGGCAUUGACCAUAUGCAUCUAUCUUCAAGGAAAGUUUUCACAGCUUUCUCAAAAUUAAACAAUUGAACAUCCUAAAAGACCGGUGAUUUCAUCAUUUUGCCAGAGCUUGUAAAAUGUGCCAAAAUACCAAAAACUGAUAAUCAUCCUUUUUUUAACCACAUACUGUUGAAUUAUUGCAGCAUGCAGUUUGACAGUUCAUCUUUCUUUCUGUCCUAGGAAAAAUCCUUGGAGGAAGCCCUGCGGCAAAAUUUUGAAAAGGACCAGGAGAUUUCCUCACUGAAGGCCCGGCUCACAGAGCUCUUACAGAAAUCUCCUAUGCAGCCAAAAACCAAACGUUGGCCAAUGUUAAGGAGGCGGUGACUUCCCCACGCAAGACAACGACCAGCUGACCGCUGAGGAAGCUGCUCAGGACUACACAGCACUGAAAACCCAGCAGCAUGAAGUGUUCUGGACUAUCAGUGGAGCAGCUCUUUUCUUGUUGUCUUUUUUAUUUUAUUUUUUAUUUUUUGGAUGGAUCUUUUAUAAAGGGAUUUGUGUUUCUUUUAAUAAAUUUAAGGUGC
Xyrichtys novacula (pearly razorfish) is the source of this 10369-nucleotide messenger RNA. The record is from the annotation of a GenBank genome assembly. NCBI's taxonomy places the organism in Eukaryota, Metazoa, Chordata, Actinopteri, Labriformes, Labridae.